Molecule: messenger RNA, 1128 nt
Organism: Chelonus insularis
Lineage: Eukaryota; Metazoa; Arthropoda; Insecta; Hymenoptera; Braconidae
Gene: EndoG
Product: Endonuclease G
Exons: 4
Coding region: 89-1087 (332 amino acids)
Biological process (GO): apoptotic DNA fragmentation
Cellular component (GO): nucleus; mitochondrial inner membrane
Molecular function (GO): single-stranded DNA endonuclease activity; nucleic acid binding; RNA endonuclease activity
Source: RefSeq, a predicted model, not a curated record
CCACGUGUUCUUCUGAGAAUAAUGUUCAUCACAGAGAAUAGUUAACAAUUAAAUGUAUAUAUAAUAUUUGUGUUUAUAUAAUUAAGAAAUGGUUGUACAUAAAAUAAAUUCUGCUAGAUUUUUUAUAAAACUAUCAACGAUAGCUAGUGCUGGUUUAGCUGGGUUUUGGGCAGGAAAACAAUUAGAACGAAAUCAGUAUUUUAAGAAUAAAAAUGAUGAAAACACCGAUGAUAGCGAUAUUUUAUCAAAAUGUAAUAUUAAAAGAAUGCCUGGCCUUCCUUUAUUUGGAAGUGUUUCUGCUGCUUCCCCUAUUAUUCCAAAUGAAAAUCAACCAGAUAUGGGAGUUAAAGCAUCUGUGACAGCAUCUAGAGUUGGACAAAUCAUGAAAUAUGGCUUUCCUGGUUUUGACACCAUUAGAUCCUUUGAUGACUUCGUAUUAUCAUAUGAUAGAAGAAAUCGUGUAGCACAUUGGGUAUUUGAACACCUCACAAAAGAAAAAUUGCAACCUGUUGAAAACGUAGAUAGAUCUACAUGCGAAUUCAAAGCUGACGAAAGCAUUCAUCCUUACUUUAGAUCCAAUAACAGUGAUUACAAAGGAAGUGGUUAUGACAGAGGACAUUUAGCCGCUGCUGGCAAUCACAAAGGCUGUCAAAAACAUAUACAGCAAACAUUUUUUCUAUCAAACAUGGCACCACAAGUGGGACAUGGUUUUAAUAGACAUUCAUGGAAUAGAUUGGAAAAAUAUGUAAGAGGUUUAACGAAAAUAUAUAGUGAUGUCUAUGUAUGCACUGGACCAUUGUAUUUACCAAAGAGAGAUAGUGACGGCAAAAAAUAUGUAAGAUAUGAAGUAAUUGGUUCUAAUCAUGUAGCGGUGCCAACUCAUUUCUACAAAAUAAUUGUUGGAGAAAAAGAUUCCAAGUAUGAAAUGGAAGCAUACGUCAUGCCCAAUGCUCCGAUUGAUGAUAAUACUCCACUUACAAGUUUCUUAGUACCUCCAGAAAGUGUAGAAAGAGCCGCAGGGCUUUUAUUUUUCGACAAAUUAGCACGUAGUCAAUUAACUAAGAUAAAUGGUAAAAAAGCGUCUUAAUGCAAACAAUAAAAAUAUAAACCAAUUAUUUAUAAAAUAGA